AUGAGUAGAGAUGUGAUAACCCCAAGUAAUGGCGAAAUGCCAGGAAGGGAGAAAACAAAUGAAUAUCAUGUUGAAACAAAUAAAGAGCUCCAAGUAAAUUUAAAUUUUCAUAAUAAUAAUAUAAUUUCAAAUAUAUUUUCGAAUUUAAGUUUAUUCGAUCAUAUUUCUAACAUUUUUACAAUUAAUAAAAAGACAUAUAUGUUAAAAUAUUGUAAUAAGUUGAAUGAAGAUAAUUUUUAUAUUUCUUAUUUUCAAAAAAUAAAUGACAAAUUUAUGCAAAUAUCACCAUGGCAUGACAUUGAUUUGAUGAAUGAAGAUGGCACAUAUAACAUGAUAGUCGAAAUAACAAAAUAUAAUUAUAUAAAAUUGGAAAUACAGUUAACAGAAAAUUUUAAUGUAAUUAAGCAAGACACGAAAAAGGGAAAAUUAAGAUAUUACCAUAACUCAAUUUAUUGGAAUUAUGGUGCAUUACCCAGAACAUAUGAGUACCCGAAGCACAUUUAUAGCAUUCGAACUAAGGAUAAUAACGAUUGGUUUUUCACAGGAGACGACGAUCCGCUCGAUGUAGUAGACAUAGGACACAACUGUCUCAAGAUGGGGCAGAUUGUUCCCGUAAAGAUUCUGGGAGCGUUUACGCUGAUUGAUGAGGGACAACUGGACUGGAAAAUCAUCGCCAUAAAUAAACACGACAAACACUUCGAUGAAGUGAAUUCAUUGGAUGAUGUUGAGAAAUACUAUCCCCACACACUGAACUUACUGCUGGAGUGGUUUCGUUCAUACAAAAUGGCAGAGUCCAAAAAAUUAAAUAUCAUAUCGAAAAAAUUGUAUACCAGAAAAGAGAGUGAAGAUUUAAUCAAAAAGACACACGAAUAUUACUUAGAAUUUGUGCGUGAUUUAAAGCAGUACGAAUCUGAUCGAAUUAGUGAAAGUACAUGUGAAGUUAGCACUAAACAGCCAUCAAUUUGUAGUCAAAUCAGUUUCGGCAAUUUUCCAAUCAAGACACAAGACGAUUCUCUGCAUAAUACACUUCUGCAGGAUAUUAAAAUUUCAUACCAUAUGCCAGACCCAAUGUACACUCCAAAUGAACACAUAUGGAUCCCCUAA
Messenger RNA from Plasmodium gonderi, 1104 nucleotides. Its product is annotated as inorganic pyrophosphatase. Lineage: Eukaryota; Apicomplexa; Aconoidasida; Haemosporida; Plasmodiidae. Gene Ontology annotation, molecular function: magnesium ion binding; inorganic diphosphate phosphatase activity. Gene Ontology annotation, biological process: phosphate-containing compound metabolic process. Gene Ontology annotation, cellular component: cytoplasm. The transcript is spliced from 3 exons. The record is from RefSeq and is a predicted model, not a curated record. The coding region runs from base 1 to 1104 and encodes 367 amino acids.